AUGGACGAGGAGGACUACGAAGAGCAGCUCCUCAUCGACCUGGGCGUAAGGGAGGUGUCUGCUGCCCAGGUCGAGGCCGACGUCAUUGCCCAGGAGGAGCGGCAGGUCGGCGAGGAGGGUGAUGGCGAGGACGUCGUCGCGGACGAGGACGGCGCCGGGCCGUCGGCCCAGGAACCCCCCAGCCCCACCGCGGAGCGCACGGCGCGCCUGCGCGACAUCCGGCGCGAGAUCCGGACGCAGCGCGACAUCCUCGACGACAUGGGCGGCGCGGGCGAGGACGAAGGCGGCGCGUCGGCGCUGCAGGCGCGGCUAGCGAAGGAGCGAUUGCGCGACCUGCAACAGGAAGAGAGGUCGCUCGCGGAGGCUCUCGGAGUGCCCGUGGAGGCGCCGAAGGAGGCGAAGAAGGUGGCGGCGAGGGCGGGGCCGGGGGGCAAGGCGCGGAAGCGGAAGGCGCGGUUGAUGGACGCGGAGGAUGACGAGGAGGUUGUGGGCGGCGGGGGCGCGUCUGGCGGCGCGAUGGUGGAGACGGAGCGGGACCGGAGGAUCCGGAUGGGCGAGGCGACGCCGUUCGCGGCGAUCGGGGGCGCGGGGGCGGCGGGCGGGGGCGGCGCGCGGCCGGCGGCGGUGCAGGCGCGGGGCAGGGGAAUGCUCGCGGCGAUGGCGGAGCGGGUUCGCGGGCAGGAGCGCGAGGGGUACGUGAAUCCGCUGACGGUGCCGCGGGUGCGGCUCGGCGACGCGAAGGACGCGGCCGAGGCCUUGUAUGAGAGCGGGGGGGGGUCUGCGGUACGACGCGUGUCGGGGCGUCACUUCCACCCGGACAGGACGCGCGCGGCGAGGCCGGUGAUCGACGAGGAGCGGAAGCGGAAGCGCGGGUCCGUGAACAAGGCGCUGCUGAGGGACGCGGCGAAGAGACCGAUGCCCGGACCGGUCCAGAUGCCCGAGGGCGGGGGCGGAGCCGAGGGGGGCGGCGGCACUGCAGGUGUCGCCGCCACGCGCGCCGAGCCGGAGCCCGCCGGUCCCGCGGCCAGCAGCGACAGCGAAGCGGCGGCGCGGGCGCUGCUCGACGAGGACAGCGAGGACGAGGACAGCUCCGAGGGGCAGAGCGACAGCGACGGCGCGGAGGACAUUUUCGGGGGCGACGACGCCGACGAGCAGGACUUCAUCGCACGUUGCAGCGUCGCGCUGCAGAAGCUCGAGAAGGCGGAGGCGGAGGGGGGCGGCGACGGCGCGGCGCAGGACGUGGAGCUGGAGGGGGGUUUGAGAGUCCCCGGGGUGGUGUACAACCGGCUGUUCGAUUACCAGAGGACGGGCGUGAAGUGGCUGUGGGAGCUGCACUCGCAGCGCGCGGGCGGCAUCCUCGGCGACGAGAUGGGCCUCGGCAAGACGGUCCAGCUCGCGGCCUUUCUCGGGGCGCUGCACCACUCGGGGCUGUUCCGCCCGUCGCUGAUCGUGUGCCCGGCGACGGUGCUCCGGCAGUGGAUGCGCGAGCUGCACGAGUGGUACCCGCUCUUCCGCGUGGUCGUGCUGCACGACAUGAUGCGCAAGGGGCGGCGGAAGGCCGAGUUCGCGACCAAGGAGGAGCUGGUCGACGUGGUGACGGGGGCCGACUCCGGCGUGCUGGUGACGACGUACGAGCAGCUCAAGGCGUCGCGCGAGAAGCUCCUCGAGGUGCCGUGGGGGUACGUCGUCCUCGACGAGGGCCACAAGAUCCGGAACCCGGACGCGGACGUCACGUUGACCUGCAAGCAGCUGCGCACCGUGCACCGCAUCGUCAUGUCCGGCUCGCCGAUCCAGAACUCGCUGACGGAGAUCUGGUCGCUGUUCGACUUCUGCUUCCCGGGCAAGCUCGGGACGCUCCCCGUGUUCCUGCGCGAGUUCGCGGCGCCCAUCCAGGUGGGCGGGUACGCCGGGGCGUCCCGCGUGCAGCUCGCGACGGCGUACCGCUGCGCAGUCGUCCUGCGCGACAUCAUCUCGCCGUACCUCCUCCGGCGACGCAAGGCCGACGUGCGGCUGCAGCUGCCGGGCAAGACCGAGCAGGUGCUCUUCUGCCCCCUGACCAAGCUCCAGGAGGACGCGUACCGCGCGUACUUGGCGACGAAGGAGGUGCAGGAGAUCGUGGACGGCAGCCGGAACGCGCUCGCGGGGAUCGACAUUCUCAAGAAGAUCUGCAACCACCCAGAUCUGCUCCAGAGAGUGCAGAUGGGCGGGUCCGAGGGAUACGGCCUCCCGGAGCGGUCCGGGAAGCUGCGCGUCGCGGAGAAGGUCCUGGGGAUGUGGAAGCAGCAGGGGCACCGCUGUUUGGUGUUCACGCAGACGCAGCAGAUGCUCGACAUCAUAGAGCUGUGCGUGCAGGCCGGCGGGUUCAGGUACCACAGGAUGGACGGAAGCACCGCGGUCGGCCUCCGCGCGAAGCUCGUCGAGUCGUUCAACCGCGACGAGAGCGUGUUCGCGUUCCUGCUCACGACGCGCGUGGGCGGCCUCGGCGUCAACCUGACGGGCGCCGACCGCAUCCUGCUGUACGACCCGGACUGGAACCCGAGCACGGAUGCUCAGGCGCGGGAGCGCGCGUGGCGUGUCGGCCAGACGCGGCAGGUGACGAUCUACCGCCUGAUCACGUCCGGCACCAUCGAGGAGAAGAUAUAUCAGCGGCAGGUAUACAAGGAGUAUCUCACGAACAAGGUCCUGCGCGACCCGCGCCACCGACGGUCCUUCCGCGGCAAGUCGAUGGCGGACCUGUUCCGCCUCGGUCCGCGCCAGGGCGGCAAGGACACCGACACUGCGCUCGGCGGCGUUCCCGGGCGCAUCACCGCGGAGGACGCGACGGCGCGCGCGGCCCCAAAGGCACGCGGCCGCGCGGCGGGCGGCCAGCGGGGCCGGCGGCGGAGCAGCGGGGCGGGCACCACGGCCAACGAGGGCACAGACGAGGGAGACGAACACGACGGGCAGGAGGGGGGGAGUGAUGGGGACGCGGGAGCGGGCGAUAACGCGUCGGUCCUGCAGCAGCUGUUUGAGGGGCAAGGCGCGCUGAGCGGGGCUCUGGACCACAACGCCGUCGAAGGGCUUGGAGAGCGCGAGAGCACGGUCGUGCACAACGAGGCCACGCGCGUCGCCGAGCGCGCCGCGCGGGCCAUCAGGGAGAGUGCGCGUGAGUGCGCCGCGCUGCCGGUGAACACCCCCACCUGGACCGGCAGGGAGGGCAGCGGCCCCCGGCCCCGUUUCGGCGGGCGUGCCCCGGCGGCGGCUGCUGCGGCGGGCGGCGCGGCGUCGUCCGCGACCCUGCUCGCGCGCAUGCGCAGCAGCCGCGGGCAGCCGGCGGCGCCGGCCCCGAGCGCUGCUCCGCGGCGGGCGUCGGCCCCCGGGGCCGCGGGGCGGGCCAGCAGCGGCGGCGCGGACCAGACCGCGGUGGCACGGAGGAUCGCCGCGUCGAUCACGAGCUUCCUGCGGCGCCGGGGCGGCGCGGCGGCGUCGGACGACGUUGUCGCCGCGUUCAAGGACAACCCGGAGGCCGCGGCCAACCCCGUCCUGUUCCGGGAGUGUCUGCGGAGCACGGCGCGCAUGCAGGAGCGCGCGAGCCAGGGGCGCGUGUGGGUGCUGAAGGGCGGCGGCGCGGGGCCGUCGAGUAGAUAA
Messenger RNA from Pedinophyceae sp. YPF-701, 3627 nucleotides. The record is from the annotation of a GenBank genome assembly. NCBI's taxonomy places the organism in Eukaryota, Viridiplantae, Chlorophyta, Pedinophyceae.